Messenger RNA from Melanotaenia boesemani (Boeseman's rainbowfish), 3308 nucleotides. RefSeq names its product WW domain containing adaptor with coiled-coil a (gene waca). The transcript has 13 exons. NCBI's taxonomy places the organism in Eukaryota, Metazoa, Chordata, Actinopteri, Atheriniformes, Melanotaeniidae. Gene Ontology annotation, molecular function: RNA polymerase II complex binding; chromatin binding. The record is from RefSeq and is a predicted model, not a curated record. Gene Ontology annotation, cellular component: nucleus. The coding region runs from base 218 to 1855 and encodes 545 amino acids. Gene Ontology annotation, biological process: regulation of autophagy; positive regulation of TORC1 signaling.
CGCGUGCAGCUCACUCACUGCUACGUUCUCGAUUGCUCGAUAGCGACACGACUGUUUGUAUGAGUGGGGGCGCUCUUCAGAGUAGCGCUACCAACAAGAUUGCUAUACACAAGCUAGGUUGAAAUAACAGACGAAUUCAGGUCGCUGAAUCAACAAGAAAAUAUAGUAUCAUUAUCAGUCUUUCACAUCCCACUCUAAACACACUAACACGGCAUUGAUGGUAAUGUAUGCGAGGAAACAACCGAGACUCGGCGAUGGGUGCGACCGAAGAGAUUCUCAGCCCUAUCAGACUCUCAAAUACUCAUCCAAGAGCCAUUCAGGAGGAGACCAUCGACAUGAAAAGACACGAGACUCCACAGACAUCACUCCUCCCUGCAAAAUGCUCAGGAGGUCUGAUAGUCCUGAAAACAAACACAUGGACAGCACAGGGCACAGCAGAGCGAAGGCUGUCCAUGCACACCGGGCCAGAGACAGGGACGGAGGGCCCAGCUAUUCACCACAAGAAAACUCUCACAACCAUAGUUCCCUUCAUAGCUCCAACUCACAUUCUAAUCCCAGCAAGACCUCAGACACACCUUACGAACCUGGUGAGGACUGGUCAGAGCACAUCAGUUCCUCUGGAAAGAAAUACUACUACAACUGCCGGACGGAGGUGUCCCAGUGGGAAAAGCCCAAAGAAUGGCUGGAAAGAGAACAGAAGCAAAAAGAGGCGACAAAGACUGCUGUUGUCAACAGUUUCCCCAAGGACAGGGACUACAGAAGGGAGACUAUGCAAGCAACGGCAGCUACUGGCUUUGCUGGUUCUAAGCCAGCCCAGAUGGAGAAGCCUUCAGCAACCCUCACCACCCAGUCGCAGUCCACAUCCUCAGGCUCCAGCAGCUUGAACCCAGCAUCGGGGCCACCAGGCUCAUCGGCCUCCACCGUGCCUGUGUCCCCGGUCCUUCAGUCCCCCGCGCCCCCACUGCUUCAGGAUCCCACCCUCCUUCGCCAGCUUCUACCAGCACUUCAGACUGCCCUGCAGCUCAACAACGCCAGUGUGGACAUGGCUAAAAUCAACGAAGUUCUCACAGCUGCUGUUACACAAGCUUCAUUACAGUCGAUGCUGCACAAGAUCCUCACAGCUGGACCGUCAGCUUUUAAUAUCACUACUAUCCUCUCUCAGGCUGCUCAACUCUCCAACCAAGCAGCUCAACAAUCCAACCAGUCACCAAUGUCUUUAACGUCAGACGCCUCAUCACCUAGAUCUUACGUGUCUCCGAGGAUCAGCACACCACAGACUAACGCUGGUCCUUUAAAGCCCCUACUCAACACACAGCCCGUCAUCUCACAGACGAAGGUGAGCACAGCAGCAGCAAAGCAGGCUUCUCAUUCCCAGCCCACAUCCCAGCAGCCCCUCUCAACUGACAAGUCACAUAGUCAUGAUGCCACCGCAGCCUCCCCGCGGACUCUACAACGUCAAGGCAGUCAGAGGAGUCCCUCUCCAGGUCCCAACCACGUCGCCCCCAGCAGCAGCAACGCCCCCAGCUCAGCCUCCGCACCCCCAACCACCUCAGCAGCCCGGGCCUCCUGCUCCUUCACCCCCACACUUGCUGCCCACUUCAACGAGAACCUUAUUAAACAUGUGCAGGGAUGGCCAGCUGAACACGUAGAGAAGCAGGCGUCCAGACUACGUGAAGAGGCUCACACCAUGGGCAGCAUCUGCAUGUCUGAGAACUGCACUGAGCUAAAAAAUCUGCGGUCUUUGGUCCGAGUCUGUGAAAUACAAGCAACGCUGCGCGAGCAGAGGAUAUUGUUUUUGAGACAGCAAAUCAAAGAACUUGAAAAGUUGAAGAAUCAGAAUUCCUUCAUGGUCUGACAACUCUGGGCUGCGAGUCAAAGCGGGCAUUGGGAGGGAACGAGGCGGCGGGGGGAACCCAUUGCACAUAUUUGGAAGUUGGAAAGAAAGCGGUUCCUCUCGAACCCGGUCUUAACAUGCAGGAUUGGAAGUCGGGCUGGCUUUGGACUGUUGAGCUGGGAUGCCAGAGAGGGAGAAACGAGGAGCUGUCGGAGGAUGGGAAAAGUGGGGUUGAUUUACAGGACCCUGUGGCGAGGGGGGAAAAUGUAGAUUUCUUGUAGAUGUUAUCUAUGUUGUAAAUAUGUUUUGUAGAUUGAAGCCAUGGAAAGCCAUGCCUAUCGAAGCUUUUGACAUCCAGAUUAAUCGACGCCUCGGCGGCUACCGUCAUUAGCUAGCCUGUCCUUCAUAUUAACUCAUCUGCAGACUCUAGGCUGCAUUUGGUCCGUGCAGAGAUCAUUGAACCAUUGCAUCUGCAUGUAAAUGGAGGAGUGAAGUCAUAAAGCCGAUCCUCUUCAAAUGUUCGGACUCUCCUCCCUCCACCCGUCGGGAUGAACAUGUUCUCAGGCAUGGCGUCCAUCCCCUCGGUGCAGAUCUUUCCCAACUGCUCAAUGGUUCAGUGAUCUGUCUACAGCUUCUGGUGGCCCUGCUUCACCCGGUCUCGAGGGGGGCGGUUCAAAAUAAAAAUAAAAGAAAAACAGUGCCUGGUGGUUGGUGGAGUGAGUGAUAAUAAAAUGGAAAACAUGGAAUGAGAUGGCGUGCUGCUUUGGACCAUUACCGCUACCCUCCCCUGGCCUCGACCUUGCCCUGCCCCCCAUCACACCCCUUCUUUCAUUUUAUAUUAUUUUUCCCUUUUGUCUUCCUCCUGUUCCUCUUAUAAGCCUAGGUGGUACCUCUGUUUCAUUCCUUUGUACAGAUGCUAAAGUAAUGGAGUUUUAACAGGAAGACAGAAUAAAAAGGUUUUAUUUAUAAGAAGUUGUAGUGAGUAAACAGUAAACAACCACAUCCAGAUGUUCAUGGGGACGGUGGUAGCGGGUCAGAGGUGGGCGUGUGAGCGCGGAGCAUCUCUUCAGUGAGCGCAGGGCAACAAGAGGUCAAAUGUGAAAUGUAUGUAUUGUAAUAAACAUGUUAAAGUACAGCGAGCACUGGUUGUUAUUUUCAGCGGAGCUUCUAGAGUGCCUUGUUGGAAGUCUGCAGACGCCAUGUUUUUUGAUCACAUCCCACCAACAGGAAAAGGAAACUUCAACAAGCAUGUCUGUCCCAGUUCUCCUUCAUUUGUUCCCCCACUGUUGGAGGAGAAGAGCAGGGUUGUCAGCUGCUAAAGCUUGUUUACCCCCCACCACCACCACCAUCAUACUAUCUAUUGAACUGAACUGCACCACAUCCAGUAAAGGUGACCACAUCAUUGCUUUGUAUAUUGUUUCCUGAAGUAUAUUGACAAAUGAAAUAAAAUAUGCCUCUCUGGGGCCGUCUUGUU